Gavia stellata (red-throated loon) is the source of this 1797-nucleotide messenger RNA. RefSeq names its product G protein subunit alpha 13 (gene GNA13). Gene Ontology annotation, molecular function: guanyl nucleotide binding; GTPase activity; G-protein beta/gamma-subunit complex binding. The transcript has 4 exons. NCBI's taxonomy places the organism in Eukaryota, Metazoa, Chordata, Aves, Gaviiformes, Gaviidae. The record is from RefSeq and is a predicted model, not a curated record. Gene Ontology annotation, biological process: Rho protein signal transduction; adenylate cyclase-activating G protein-coupled receptor signaling pathway. The coding region runs from base 1 to 1134 and encodes 377 amino acids. Gene Ontology annotation, cellular component: heterotrimeric G-protein complex; brush border membrane.
AUGGCGGACUUCCUGCCGUCGCGCUCCGUGCUGUCGGGCUGCUUCCCCGGCUGCCUGCUCACUAGCGGCGAGGCCGAGCAGCAGCGCAAGUCCAAGGAGAUCGACAAGUGCCUCAACCGCGAGAAGACGUACGUGAAGCGCCUCGUCAAGAUCCUGCUGCUGGGCGCGGGCGAGAGCGGCAAGUCCACCUUCCUCAAGCAGAUGCGGAUCAUCCACGGGCAGGACUGGGACCGAGCGGCCCGCGAGGAGUUCCGCGCCACUAUCUACAGCAACGUGAUCAAGGGUGUGAGAGUCCUCGUAGAUGCCAGAGAGAAACUUCAUAUCCCUUGGGGAGAUCCCGCUAACCAGAGUAAUGGAGAUACGAUGAUGGCUUUUGAUACUCGGUCAGUGACGGUGGUGCAAGGCAUGGUGGAGACAGCAGUUUUUUUACAGUACCUUCCAGCCAUAAGAGCUCUAUGGGCGGAUAGUGGUAUCCAGCACGCGUAUGACAGGCGCAGAGAAUUCCAGCUGGGGGAAUCUGUAAAGUAUUUCUUGGACAACUUGGAUAAACUUGGAGAACAAGAUUAUCUUCCCUCACAGCAAGAUAUACUGCUGGCACGAAGACCCACGAAAGGGAUUCAUGAGUACGACUUUGAAAUAAAAAAUGUUCCUUUCAAAAUGGUUGAUGUAGGUGGCCAAAGGUCAGAACGGAAACGUUGGUUUGAAUGCUUCGACAGUGUCACAUCAAUACUCUUCCUUGUCUCCUCAAGUGAAUUUGACCAAGUGCUUAUGGAGGAUCGGCAAACGAAUCGCCUUACGGAAUCCCUGAACAUUUUUGAAACAAUAGUCAAUAACCGGGUUUUCAGCAACGUCUCAAUCAUUCUCUUUUUAAAUAAGACGGACUUGCUUGAGGAAAAAGUACAAAAAGUGAGCAUCAAAGACUAUUUUCCAGAGUUUGAAGGAGAUCCCCACUGCUUAACAGAUGUCCAAAAAUUCCUGGUGGAUUGUUUUCGUACUAAACGCCGGGACCAGCAGCAGAAGCCCCUCUACCACCACUUCACCACUGCUAUUAACACAGAAAACAUACGGCUAGUUUUCCGUGAUGUUAAGGAUACCAUCCUUCACGACAACCUCAAGCAGCUUAUGUUACAGUGAUGUGCAAAAAGACAUUUUUAUUUGAGUAACUUUUGUGUGUUUUUUUUUAUUUUAACUAGAAGUUUACAGCAGGAGUAGAGAAAUCCAGAUCCUGUCAGACUUCUUGAUAUGUGGCUAAAAGCUGCUGCUGAACACAUUAUUGCCAAUUUCUGCAGAAAUUCAGGCUUAAUCUCUUCCAGUGUAGCUUCAAGUUGACUCAAGUUGUAAUUUUAUAGCAGACCUAUGUCUAAGUUACCUGUAAAGUGAUAAAUUUGACCUUUUAAGAACGUGUAUAUUAUCCUAGAUAAUUCAUUCCACCUUCAGAAUUCCAAGUCCAAACUUCAGUGAAAUUGUCGCAAUUGCUAGACUGUGGCAGUAAUUUAAGGGGGGGAGAAACUUUCACAUCUAACUUCAUUAUGAAGACUGUGAUACCAUAGCUGACUUACGAUUUCUCAGGUCUAUUCUUGGUUAGAAAUACCAUGAAUCCCUUGCUGGAAUCAUCUAUUUGAAGGUAGGAUUCCUGGGUGUAAUGUACUUCCUGUUCAAGUGUAAGUCUUUGUGUGGGGUUUGACUAGGAGGUGCUUUAAAAAUACUUAGAUUGGGAGCUUCAGGCAUAUCGGGCAGGAAGUACUAAUGCAGGCAGAAGUCUAGUAAUGAGGAAUUAGUGAAUGGCACAGUACACAG